AUGUCCACUCCAUCAGGCAAACAUCUAGCCGCCAUCGUCCCCCAACACGGUGGCCCACUAACCGUCGUCGAACGCACCACCCCAACGUGCGGCCCAAAUCAACUCCUAAUCGAAGUCCACGCCAUCGCCUUCAACCCCGUGGACAUCUACCAACGAGACAUAGGCAUCUUCAUCGAAGAAUACCCUGCCGUCGUCGGCUCAGACAUAGCCGGCAUCAUCGUCCAGACAGGCAGCGACAUGAGUCCCAACAUCCCGAAACCUGGCACUAGAGUGACCGCCCUAGCAAGCUCAUUCUAUCACAAUGGUAACCCGAACUACGGCGCGAUGCAAAAAUACGUGCUCGUGGGCGAAGAUACCGUUGCCAUCCUGCCGGACUCGUUUUCGUUCGUGGAGGGCUGUGUUUUCCCCUUGGCGGCGCUUACGGUAUGGAAUGGUUUGCUUUGGGCGGGUAUUGCUCGAGAGCCGAUUUCCCCGGCGGAGAGGAAAGGUGUACUUGUGUGGGGGGCUUCGAGUAGUAUGGGGGCGCUUGCUGUGCAGGGGGCGAGGAAUAUGGGAUAUACUGUUUACGCUACGGCGAGUUCGCAGCAUCAUGAGUAUAUCAAGACUCUGGGUGCGGCACGUGUCUUUGAUUAUAAGGCAGAGGAUGUUGCGUCCAAGAUCCUCAACGCUGCGAAGGAAGAUGGUAUCGCCUUUCGCAUUGCGUAUCAUGCUACGGGGGCGCAGCAGUUCUCCGCUGAUGUUAUUAGCAAGCUGGCAGUCGGUCAUCAAGGCAAGUUAGCAAUUGCGCCGAUUGUGGAUAAGAGCUUGAUUGUCCCGGAGAAUGUCGAAUCUGCUUUUGUGCAAGCACCGGAUGAGCCCGAGGCGCGAGAGGAGAGGUUGCACUGGAUCUUUGGGACCUGGUUGCAAGAAGGUCUUGCGGCUAAGCAGCUGGUGGCGAGCCCGAAGAUCAAGGUCAUCGAAGGGGGUUUGGAGUCUGCCAACAAAGCCUUGGAUGAGUUGAAGGCGGGAGUAAGCUGCACGAAGCUCGUGAUUGAGAUCUAA
Molecule: messenger RNA, 1041 nt
Organism: Penicillium subrubescens
Lineage: Eukaryota; Fungi; Ascomycota; Eurotiomycetes; Eurotiales; Aspergillaceae
Product: zinc-binding alcohol dehydrogenase family protein
Exons: 1
Coding region: 1-1041 (346 amino acids)
Molecular function (GO): oxidoreductase activity, acting on NAD(P)H
Source: RefSeq, a predicted model, not a curated record